CAGCAGUUUCACAUCGAAACGAAACCAACUCAAUUGUUCAUUGUUCUUCAUUUUGAGAAAAAAAUAUAUAAAUUUCAUACAGCUGUGAACAAUCUUCUGAGCAAUCAAAAUGAGUUGAGAUUUGCUGCAAGGCUCCGCUGAGUGCAGAUAAGUAUAAAUACGGAUCAAUGUUUAUAAAACAAUGUUCUGGUCAUUCAAUGCGUCAUUGUAUAUAUCAUAUAAUAAAAUUGUAUCAAAAUUCACCGACACAAGCAUGUAAGUGUGCAAUCUCGAUACUAACAACCGACCAGUAUAGUGCGAUUGUCGCUAACAAUAUUUUCAGAACAACCGCUUGUGCUCCGUUUUGCUCUAAACUCAAAAGCAGAAAGCAAUGAACUGAUCGAAAAUGCCGUUUCUUUUACUUAUUUCGGACGUUCGAUCCGCAUUUUUCAACAACAUUCUCAAAAAAAUUCAAUUUUUGUUUCUUCUCUGAAUAUUUUCUUCCUUAGUCUAAAUUCCGAGUCGGAAUUUCCGACGAAUUCUUUUGAACUCUAUUCCAAUUCUCCUCAUGAAGCGUACGGGCUUGUGAAAAUUCAUUGCGAAUAUAAAAACAUGACAUUUCAGUGUAUGUCACAGUUUCACUUAGUAGCUACACAAAUUCAUCGAAUCAACGACGCACAGUCGCACACACUUGCGGCAUAAACAAAACAGCACACACAAUUACGGUGGACAAACACAAGAACGAACUGUUUGCCGGCAUCCGCUUGACUCAAUAACAAAAACAAACGCACACAAACCAAUCCGAGAUACGAUUUACAGUUUGACUUGAGAACGCACAGUUCCACACUUAUUGUUUACACUCAGUUCGACGCUUUGUGUGUGUAUUGGGUUUCUGUGUUAGAGAAUCUCGCAUAUACAGCUGCAAACAUCAUAACAUUGAUUGUGCGCGCCACUUUGUCUGCGACUUUUAUUGAGAAAAGUUGACAAAAAUUUGUUUGGAGCAAUUUUUAUUAUCAAGUGUUACAUCAACACAUUAAUUUCGCGAUUUUUAUAUUUAAAAGUUGUGUUUUUUUACAUUCGAGGUUGUUUUUUGUCGUAUUUUUUGGUGAAAUUUGUUAAUAUUUGUUGCAAAAGUGAUUUUUUUUCUUAACUUCUUACAAUUUUGCUGAACAAUUUGCAUUUUGGUAAAUCGACGGGAUUCGUGCAGAAAUUGAGAUUGAACCAUCUGUUGUACAGUAAAAAUGAGAUCACAUCAAAAAUGUUGAUUUUCUACUGCAAUUCAUGUUUGUGCAAACUGUUGGCGCCUGGUGAUGAACAGUCACCGAACAGCUCUAAAGGUUAUUUGGCAAAUUGCGGACAUAUCUUCUGCACAAAGUGUGCACCAAAGUCGAAGCAAAAAUGUAGCCAGUGUCGUCGACCAACUCACAAGUUCACGGCAAUUGACAAAAAUAUGGCACCAAAAACACGAAUGUGCUUUGAGCCACUCGAAAACUCACUCAAACAAGUCUGCACUGCCAUCAAAUUCCAAGAACAUCAGAUGGAUGUCCAUUACAAACAGAUGAGCAAGGAACAUUCGAAAUUGAAGGGAAUAGGACGCGAGCUCAAGCAAAAUGUCAUGGAAAUGAAUGACAAAAACAAGGCGAUGGAAGAAGAAAUCAAGAAGAUGCUUGUCAUUCAUCAAAAGGUGAAAGAAGCCAAGAACCGUCAAAGUCAAGAUCAACAACCAGCGAAACGUUUCAAACGCUCACCGUCACAAAUAUUAGCGCAAAAGUCACCGGUAAAACGAAAAUUCAUUAUGCGACCAAGCCAAUACAAAGACGCCCGACCACUUUCACCGCGACGACUGCGUGUUGCCAGUUUCACUGAGACGAUACUUUUCAACCCAGCCGAAAAUGACCAGCCAACCAUUAACCCGACGACCAACCAUGUCCAACCAACGUGCAAAUCCGAUGUUUCCACGACGUGAACGCGACUCCGGCUUCAGUUCGACUUCUCAUUAGAAUCGAUAAUUUCAUUUUUGCUGUGUGAAAUGAUGUCAUAUCAAUUCAUAGAACCCUUUUGGUUCAAUCUUCGGUUUUAAGUUCAUUUUCACAUAAGAUUUUUUUGAUAAGAAAAAAAAAACGAUCCGAAAAAUUUACUAAUAAUCACGAGAGAAAAGAAAACGUUAACAAUAUGAAAAAUUGAUGCCAAAACUGUCCAAUGGAUAGGGAAUAAUGUCCAUUGAUGGUCUAAAAUCCAUUUGAAAGAGAAACAAAAUAAAUUUUCAAUAAAAACUAGCUCAAAA
This is a messenger RNA of Sitodiplosis mosellana (orange wheat blossom midge), 2263 nucleotides long. RefSeq names its product zip homologous protein 2-like. Gene Ontology annotation, molecular function: SUMO transferase activity. NCBI's taxonomy places the organism in Eukaryota, Metazoa, Arthropoda, Insecta, Diptera, Cecidomyiidae. The coding region runs from base 1238 to 1945 and encodes 235 amino acids. The record is from RefSeq and is a predicted model, not a curated record. Gene Ontology annotation, biological process: reciprocal meiotic recombination; protein sumoylation; homologous chromosome pairing at meiosis. The transcript has 3 exons. Gene Ontology annotation, cellular component: synaptonemal complex.